ACGAGCAUGAAGUGACGCAUCCAGCAAUUAUUCUUGAGGCUUUCUAGUUUUGGAGAGUGCUGAGAUAAGGGCAGUAAAUUGAGCAGGCUUUUUAAGCAUUAGCUAUUCUCAACACGUUUGUCAAUUAAUGGCUGGUUAAGUUCCAUCAAGUCGUUUCCCUCCGUCCACAGAAUCACAAUAAUUGGCCUUUGCCUCUACUGUGUUGUUGUGUUACACACAUGGGCCGUAUAAUGGCAUUAUUUUGUCAAAAUACACAGUUUAAUGCUGUUGUGCUGCCCUUCCUUUCACAUAAAACCAUAUUAUCUGCUCACCCUGACAAAAGCUAUCCUGACAGCUGACCCAAAAUAUUCCAAAGGGCAAUGCAGCAAAAAGUCAAAGUGUCAGAUUUGGGACGGGGGAGCGCAGAUAGUGUGUCCACGGACAGACGAAGGCAGAGUGACACGCAGAGGACGCUCCCCGGUGCCACUGCAGGAGACGGGCCCCGUCCUCCUGGGAUUCCGCUGCUCCGGCGUGUUGGAAAAGCGCUGCGUCUGCUCGCGCUCGCGCCGGGCAGCAGGUGUGAAAACUCCCCAGCAGAUCUCCCACAGCCCUCUGUUAUUACAUCUUUUUAAGGCCUUGAAAGAGAGAGCAGAUGAGCCAGAGGGAGUGAGAGGCAGCAUGGGAGUGUGGGAUUGUGUUUCCUUUGAUUGAUAGCAGCCCUGUGACUAAUGCAUACAUUUAUAAUAAUUUUCGCUGGCAAUGCUCAAUUAUGUGUGCCUGAAAGAUUCAGAUCCCCUGCGCAUUAUUAUUACUAGGUGGUUUAGGAAGAGUCUUGAGUAAUUAGCUUUUUGGCAACACCCCAAACACUGUGAGAAAGGGAAACAAUCUACUACUCAUGUAAUUUUCAUUAUUUAUCAUUUCCACAUUAUUAAUAUUGGCAUCCAAACUAUGAAGCAACAAAAGAACAAGCAUCUUGAGCAAAAUGUGUUAAAUAACCCAGAAUAUGAUUUAUGUUUUUGCUCUUUUGAUUUCGAGUUGAAUUCUUUGGGAACUUUCGGCCCCCUGAACUAAGGACCGUGUUCCAUCAGUCUUCCCACGUGUGUUUGGUACUUACUUAUUGGCUGCUUUUCCACCAAUCCCCGGUCCAAACCAUCUUAACUGGAUUGAGGGGAUUGAAGAGGAGACGUCAACUGAUGCAGCACCGCAUCGCUCUCCCGCUUGGGCCAAUAGCUCUUAACCUGAAGGUGAUGGUUCCACACACCAGGUGGGAUGUAGCUUCAAAAUGCUCCUGUAGCAGCAUCACAUCACCUCCAUCACAGGUUCUUCAUUCCCGUUUCGUCGACUUGACUCCAGGUUUGAUAACAACUGACGGUUCACUGUAUGUCGACUACUUCUGUAAGCGUGCAAGACCUGUGUGUUGGUAAAAUAUCCACCUGCCACGCUGUGAAAUGUGGCCUGGCUCUCAGAUUGGUGUUUUUAUGAGGGUCCAGGUAGAAGUGAGAUACUCCUGCUUGAUAUUAGUGUCAUAAAUCACACCAAACAGCCGAACAGAGCACGUACAGGGCUUCAGCAGCAAAUGACGCCAUUUCUCACCGUGCACAUUGAACAUUUCUUGCUAGUUACUUAAAUAUUUUCUUAAAAUAACCAAUAUUGUUAGAAGAUUCUGACAGAAAGUGUUAAUUUCCUUUUGCAUAUUUAUGUCAGGCAAGCAGGGGUUUAAUCCAAUAACUCAUUGAUCAGUUUGCGCUUCCUGAAUACAUAACAACCGACGCGUCAGAGAUUCAAGUAGUUUCAGGGUUCAUUUUUAGAACCAUGUUCUGGCUAUGAUAACUCUUUCCCACAAUAUUUAAUCGAUAGUCACUUGGUCGUCACAGGUGCCGGCAGUUUAAGGCCCAACUUGUUAUAGAGGAGCUAUAUUUCUUAUGGGAUUUAUGGAUCCAUGUGGCUUUUAGAUGACAUCGCUCUACCUAAUUUGUGCCCGUGCGUUGAAAUGUAUGAUGGAGCGGAGGUGUUGGUAGUUUUCUCCGGGUGGGGGUAGCGAUGCACCCUGAAUGCAGCCCUGAUUGGAUUGAUUCUCAGCAGUCUUGUUUACAAGCAGUCUCCUCACAAUCGGCACAGUUUAAUAGCGGAGCGUCCCAGAAGGCUUGUUGUAUCCGUGUCCGUUUUGUUCCUUGGGGCAGAGAAGACAAAGGUGCCGGGAGGGGAGAAGGGGAAAGCAACCUCAGGGGAGCUGUGAAAUGCUCCUGGAGCUUUCUGCCAAGAUAACGUUUCACCUCGCACACCGAUACGCCUUUUAGAGGGAACCACAGCACCGCCUCCAGCGCCGGCCAGUGUUUAUGGGCCAAAGCCACUCUGGUUUCACAGCACCAACACAGGAUUCAGGGAAUUGUAGAUAGCCUCUCCUUGACACGUAAGUGCUUCAAUUUUAAUUUUAGGACCCUUUCAAAGUAAAGCUGUCUCCUGCUGAAGGGACUCACUUGCUUCAUCAUGCACUCCUACAAAAGGCUGCGGCUCACACUGGUCCCUCAAUAAAUCCCAGGGUGACACAAAAGCUGUCAGUGGACUGCUGCUGAAUAGAUUAAUAAGAUUUCCAUAAUUAGACAGGCCCCUGACAAUAGGAUCCUUCAGGCUUUGUCUCAGGGCCAACUGGAUUGUCCGAGCUGCGCACGUCUGUUGGACGGACGUCCACCACAAUGGCCGCACAGACAGUAAAGCAGUCAGCAGAGGAACAUCUGUCUCUCCUGGGGCCAAGAACACACACACAAGCAGUGGGAAGUUUCAUGUGCAUGAGCACAGGGUUCUUAUCAACGCCCACACAGCCAAGUAAGACCAUAAGGCAGGAGAAGCUCUUUACAUAUUUAUAUAUGCUUAACCUGUUUGACUAUCUGAUUUUAGCACAGAUCAAGAAUAAAUUAUAAAAUAAAUUUAGGUGUAAGCAAAAGGCAAAGAGAUAAAAUCACUCACCUCAUAGACGCAUAUACUGAAAUGAUUAUACGACUGCUAUCCUGAUUUAUUCUUCUAAACUUAGCAUCUCAGCCCUGUUCUUUACCCGGCAGUUAAUCUACUGGCUCUGAUUUAAGCACAAGUGUGGAUUGCUCAGUUUAUUGUGCCAUGCUAUCGUUUUUGGAAAACCACAGUCCAGCAGAAGGCAAGAUCUAAUUACAUGGAAGGGGCUAAACUGUACCAGCACCCCGCUGCUUUCAUCAGGGGUUUGUUAAAGAUGCACUGGAACCCAGAGCAUGCCCAGCCUCUCAGCCAGUGGCCUGAGCAGCACCUGGACGUCUCCUCCACCACCUCCUCUCCGGCUCACAAGUCGGAGUUCUACUCUGGCCGCAGCCGCAGCUCCUACAACUACGCCUGGGCCAAUGAUGACAUCUCUGCCCUGACGGCCUCCAACCUGUUGAAGCGCUACGCUGAGAAGUACGCUGGCGUGCUAGACUCACCCUAUGACCGGCCUCCGACUUUAGGAACCUAUCCAGAGACGGGGGCCUUCGGGGGCCUUAACGGCCAGAAGGCUGAGUUGGAGGCCUGGCCCUUGACGCACAGCACUGAUGCCUCAUAUUCCCUUGUUGCCCCUGGAGGCCACGAUGGCCUCUCAGGUUCCAAGGCUGUACCUACAUCUGCAGGUCCUCCGGGCGUUAGCAGUGUGUCUGUAGUGAACAGUAACCUCUCAGAUUCUGGUUACAGUGGCAGCAGCUCCUGCAGCGGCUCCGGCGACUACCCCUCAAGCUACAGUGGGGCCUAUCUUUCCUCAGGGUACGGUCCACAACCCAGUGCAGCACUUCCCCCUGCCUCGCUCCACACUCUCCAAUCCACUCCCCCCUUGGUACCUAGCUAUAGCCCAACCACACCUGUCUAUAACUACCCCCCCAGCACAUACCCUCCCCAGACCAGCCUUGCCCCCAACUACAGCCACCCCUCUGCAACAUACCUGCCUUCAGGUCUGCCAGCCCCUACGCCUGUUCCCACGAGACCCACAGUGGUAGGAGGCAGCUACAGUUACCAGAGCACCAACCUUGGGACAUCUGAGUCUGGAGGGACAUUAAAAAGGAAAGCAUUUGAGAUGAGUGUUGAAGAGGAUGAGGGAGGGGACAGCUCUCGUUACAGGAAAUACAGCUAUGACCCCUUGAAGGCUGGGGGAAACUCACCCUAUGGUGUAAAUGACAAAACAGAGUGUCGGGGAAAUGGCUUCAGCAGUACAGGCAGCACAGACACAAGCUUUAAGCCCAGUAAGCCCUCCUCCCAGCCCUUGGUUUCUCCCCAGUAUGGGGCACCAGGGGAAUACAGCCCCCCAGCAGGCAUGAUGGGGGAGAAUGGCGUGGCCGAGCAGGACUUCACGCGACAGCAGCACCGCUCCCAGGCUCACAAACGUCCCCCAUUGUGUGGCUCGACAGUUGAGACACUGAAGAGCCCGGAUCCCCUUCUGCUGGACCUUGUCAAUGGGGAGUUAUUGGACUGCAAUCCAGCCUUGGGCUGGGGGGAGCUCGUAGGCCUCACCCACGUCAAGGCUGCCCUGGAAGAGGACCUGCUGUGGCCCGUGUUGAGGCCCAGUCAAGUGGUGCGGCCGCCAAGAACCGUCCUGAUGUUUGGCCCCCGCGGAGGGGGCAAAAUGACGUUGACGCGCUCUUUGGCUUCCCAGAUGGGAGCUUCGUUCUACCGGGUGAGUGGAGCCAUGCUGGCUUCCAAAGGGAAGGCCGAGGCUGAGCGCAUUCUGGGGACUCUGCUGCAGGUGGCAGGGGCACGUCAGCCCUCGGUGAUACUGCUGAACCACGUGGAGGCUUUGGAGGAGGAGGGGCUGAGGCAGACCCUCCAGAGCACCCUGGAGAAAGCCCACGCGGGGAGCGCUGGCCUGGUCAUCCUUGUAUGUGCCACUGGUAGGCCAGAUCUACUGCAAGAUGCAGUCCACCAAAGUUUUGCCAAGCGGUACCACGUUGGCCUACCGGACGUGGGCAUGCGAAGACAGGUGCUGCUGCAAGUCCUGGCGCCCCAGGGCUGCAGCCUGAGUGAGAGGGAGCUGAGCGUGGUGCUGCAGCGCACGGAGGGCUUCUCGGUGUGGGAGCUGCUGCAGCUCGGCCAGCAGGCGCUCUCCUCGGCGACUCCCCCCCCCGGGGCCAUUCCUGGCCUCCCCGCGCCCUCCAAACCCCCAGCCUUUACAGACUUUGAGAAUGCCUUCUGCAAGGUGCGCCCACACACCGCCACAAAAGAACCGGACACUUGUAUAGAGUGGAGCAAGAUGUACAGCCACUGAGACGGCAGCCAGGUCCCUGGACUCGGACUGCACUGAGUCUGUCCCUGCUUCCACAAGGCAGACCUUGGGAAUGUUGUUGCUUUGUAAUUACAGAUUAUACAGCCAAAAGAGCCAGAGAAGAUCAAUGAUGCGAGCGAGGAGAGCUGACGAAGUUGCAUUACUGGCAGAAGCAUGCCACUGUGUGCUGUUUUUGUUUUGCUAUAUCAUCAAGAUUUAGUUUUUCCCAAAGAAAAGAAAGAUGACUAGGCCUUGUUGAGUCUUGGUGUUUGGCCAGAGGGAAAAUCAGACAGCUAUUUGGAUGCUCUCAUGGAUCCUGAUUAGCCUUGGUCCAGGACAAAUUCAGUUAUUUGUUUGUUGCUAGGUGACGUGGUCCAAGAUUAUGGAUAAUCAGGGUUUGUAAAAUGCCCCUUUUGACUGCUACUCUCAGGAUCCUAUUUACCGCAAGACCACUUCCGUGUUACGCUAAUGUUGAUUUUCCCACUGGAUUGUCACUAAUCAUUGAGCACGAAGGGCCUGGGAUCAGCAGCAAACCACAGUCUUUGACCAAAAACAUGUCAAACCAAAUACAUAACCCAGCUUUGAGUUAUGCAUCUCAAAAUCAGAGUAUAUUCUUGGUAUCUUGUCACCAGAACGUGACACAACAGGUCCGACAGAUGAGGAAUAUAAUCCUAGGAGUAAAUCCAAAUAUGCAGCUUCAUGCAACUCACCGGUUACUAUACUCGCUCUCGAAUGGUACAAGUCACAGACAGCUUUCCUUGUUAUUUGUGCUUUGUUGGCUUCAGUAUACAUUUGACACAAUCUCACAUUCCUCCUCGACGGCAGUUUUCCGACACCGCGUACAGAAAAACACUUAACCCGUCUGCACACUCAGCUUCCCCUCCAGCGUCUGCGUUUUUGAUUUCACGCGCUCCCUUUUUGCUUUUCUUAGUUUGUAGUCGUGUUUGAAAUGCUCAGGAAGAAUUUCUUUACCUCAGAAAUAUGAAAUUAAGAAUGUAUGUAAUCUUAGGGUCUUAGCGGUGGAGAGUGGCACGGAGCGAGAUGGAGACGCGAGGAGAAACCUGACAGUCUUGUAACACCCGCUUGCAGCUGGGCUUUUACCUCGAAAGAGAAACUUGAAUAUUCUACAAAGAGUAACAUUGAAUGUAAUUCAGGUAUUUCAAAGGAUAUUUGAUGCCAUAAAUCCAUGUAUUAUUAUAUAUGAAAAUAUAAGUACAUUUUCUUUUCCGUUGUUUUACCCUUUAUUUUUAUUGUAGUUUAUGGUGGAGUGACGACCGUCUUCAACAAAUGCUAUGUAGAAGCCAGAAAAUAUUCCUUCUUUUGUUGGACAAACCUUUACGAUUUGCUGUUUUCUGCCAGUUUGACUUCUACAUCUCCCAGCUAUUAUUUGAAAAUGUAACAUCUGAGCACGAAACCCCUUCCAAAAAUCCGACAGAGGCUCAGGCGGGAGUUGGUGUGUGUGCAGGUUGUGGAUGAAGCCAACGUGUUGACAAUCCAGACAGAUGGCUCCUUUUCCAGCAGCGCGUCAGCUCUGCUUUAACAAGCUGGAAAAAGCUGCUCACUGGGCCUGGGGUGCAGAGGCUGUUCAUAUUAGACUGUAGCUGUGGUCCUGGAGAGGUGGACGCAGAAUGAUGUAAUAUUUCCCACCACCCUUUCCCACCUCCAUCUCCCACUCCCUCCCUCAUCAUUCUUUUUAUCUUUUUUCUCUCUCCCCAGUGCAAUCUCAUUAGAUUGGAUUGCCCCCCGGCCACGAGCCCCCGGUGGCCAUGUGGCCAUGCAUCCUCCCCCUGCCCCCCACGCGCUUCUCGUCUUUUAUACCGAUUUCUCUGGAGUGGAAGUGGUCUGAUUGAUGUCCAGCAACCCUAUAUCACAGUGCAGCCUUCCCUCCACCAGCUGGUGGGCUUAGUCGAGCCACAGAGCCAGAUCAAUCAGAGCGACCCAGAAACUGAAAACACAUUUUCAAAUGAUGGAGCAUCCCCUGACUCACUGUUGAGAGCGUGCAGCCACGGCUCGCAUGUAACUACGCGUAACGACUUAGAGGUUCAGAUACUUAGGUUUGGAUUUGUCCCACUGCUUCUGACAGUUUGUCCAACAAAACAAGCUUUGAUUUCUCCGUGUUUCCACCCGUUUCCACAGUAACUUUGUUCUCGGUUAUCGUACAUUUUCUGUAACCAUUUCUACCUCAUUUUUGCGGCAUAUUGUACAUGAAAGUAUUUAUUUCAUGUCUUUUUUGAUGUCUGUUUUAAAAAUGAAAAUGUUCUUGAACUGUAAUGGUCUACCUCAGAAAUGACUGUAUUUUAAGAGAAGAGUAUCACACAAUAUUAAACAGAAUUUGUCAAUAUUG
Betta splendens (Siamese fighting fish) is the source of this 7568-nucleotide messenger RNA. It is a transcript of the gene fignl2, whose product is annotated as fidgetin like 2. The record is from RefSeq and is a predicted model, not a curated record. NCBI's taxonomy places the organism in Eukaryota, Metazoa, Chordata, Actinopteri, Anabantiformes, Osphronemidae. Bases 3143 to 5227 code for a protein of 694 amino acids. The transcript has 2 exons. Gene Ontology annotation, molecular function: microtubule severing ATPase activity; ATP hydrolysis activity; ATP binding.